AUGUUGAUGCAUGGUUUUCCCAUCUUUUCAUUUAUCUAUCUACCUGUUUUCUACACAACACCAAACCCUAGAGAGAGAUGGUCAGAGAGAGAGAGAGAGAAGUGCGACGGUGAAGGUGAUGUGGUUUGGACCACCGCACGAACACCUGCCGCUGGCGAACACCACCACCGGAGUUCCCUGCCGCCGUACGAACACCAUUGGAGUUCCCUGCCGCUGCCGAACACCACCACUGGAGUUCCCUGCCGCCGCUUAACACCACCGGAGUUCCCUGCCGCCGCACGAACACCACCGGAGUUCCGUGGCGCCGCACGAACACCAUCAGAGUUCCUAGCCGUUCACCGGAGCACCUCCAACGUUCACCUAGGGUUCCGGCAGUUUGCAAACGUUCUACGUUUGUCUUUAUUCUCCGGUGAUAGCUUUUAUGUUCGUCUGCUUCAAUCUGGCAUUAAGGAUGCAUGCUGGUUAGUAUUUAUGCCCAGGGCCGACCCAAGGGUUUGAAGCGUUCAAAGUUGAAAUCUGGAGAGAAGAUAUUUGAUCUUGGUGACACAAAUCAAUGCGAAAAGGAGGUCGUGCCCAUAGUUGACAACUAGGGUUGCGAUACGAAGAUCUUUAUUGUCACGAAUGACUUCCCAAAUAUCUUCACGUAUAUUUUGAUAAAUUACAAGUGCUUUGAUGGAAUGAUUGUUUAGUGGAUUACUGAUUGUAACUAUGUCCAGGUACAUGGUUGAAUGAUGGAUAAAGGAAAGAAUGUCCAAAAACAUGAUUGAAGUGAUAAACAAAAGAAACCCAAUUUAGUAGUCUGUAUGUCAAAGAUGAUAAGAUUAGUUAAUCUAAUUAUUUUAUUUGCUGAUACUCUUUUUUGAUAUUCUUGAAUUUACAUGCAAUUAUUUUCUCUUUUUGAUAUUCUUAAAUUUACAAUUUAUAUGCCAUUAUUAAGUUGAGAAGUUGUUGGGUUAAAUCUAAAUUCCAUGCAGGGGAGAGGGAGGAUAGUGUUGACCCGGAGAAAAUGAAAUCUUUCUUUGGCUUUAAAAUUUUUAAUGAAAUAGUUGUAUUUUGAUUUGGUAUAUUAACUUUUUAUAAUCCUUUUUUUUUUUUGAAAGGUGAGGAUCAAGAACUCGCGUAUGUCGGGAGAUGUAGACUAUGUUGUCUUAACCGGGCCCACGCUACAGAGCCCCCACGCCGACCAACCGACAUCAACCCCUCGAUGAGAAACCUCUAUCACCCAGGUUCCGGUUCCGCAGAAGGUUCUAGAAUUGCGUUCUGAAUGAUGACGUCAUCAAAGUUAGGGCGAAUUCUCGGUGACAUGACCGAAAUGAACGGUGAUUCUGGCCGGAAAACACUAGAUCUACAAAGCGGACAGUUAGCGUGACAUCUGAGCCAAAUAUCGAUACAAUCGACAUGAAAGGAAUGAAAACACACCGGUAAAGUACGAACGUAAUCGUCAUCUUCAAACUCCAGUAAACAAACUGCACAUUCAUGAACACUGCUUUUUCUAGUGUGAACGGAAAGCGGAAUCGUUUUAAUCAUUGCAUCAUCUAAACCGUACUGUGCGAACUGUUGAUAACCGUAACCAUAAGCUGGAUCAUACGAUUCUUCACCGGAGUACGGAGAUUCGAUGUCGCCGUUUCCGACAGAAGACGGCACGUAUGACCGAAGGAGGCGUCGCCGCCGUCGCCACUGGCGGUAACGGCACCGGAGGAGGAGGAAUCGGCGGGAAAUUGCGCGGGAAUAUGUGAUUGUGAAGAAGGCGGUGGCGAUGAUCACAACCAUUCCUAUCAACGGUGGACUGAAGCAAACCGGAGGUUUUGGUAAUGAGUUCGGUAUCCAUGAAACUGAUGAUGACGGUGACGGUGACGGUGACGGUGAUGGAGAUACGGUGGUCAUCGGUGGUGGUGGAAGAAGUGUGAGUUGAGAAUGUGAGUGUUGGUGAGGGGGUUUAAAUGUGUGUGUGGGUGUUUGUUUUUAUUGUGGUUGACUGGUGAAGUGAAAGUGGGUAAAUGACACGUCAGCUAUGGUGAUACAUACAACUCCAUCAUGCUCACGUGCCUUGCAUUCAUCGUAGUAUUCUGACUUCCUUUUAACCAAUGUUUUAAAAAUCGGUUCACGGGUUCAACUGCCUGAUAUAGUGGUUAAACUGUUUUUGAGCUAGUAGGGAACUUGCGCGAUGUUGUGACAAUAGUAAUUUGCAACUCAGUACUCGUUUAUGUUAGUUUAUCAAUCCUCCGUGUGAUGAUGCAGCGACAACAAUUUACAA
Molecule: messenger RNA, 2254 nt
Organism: Helianthus annuus (common sunflower)
Lineage: Eukaryota; Viridiplantae; Streptophyta; Magnoliopsida; Asterales; Asteraceae
Exons: 6
Coding region: 1-498 (165 amino acids)
Source: RefSeq, a predicted model, not a curated record